ACCUCUGAAGCCAAAACGUUUGGUGACUCGUUAUUGUGCUGGAUGGCAGCUGUUUUCUGCAAGCAAAAGAGAGAUCAACAGGUGGAAGGAAUGAAAGUUUGAUUUUUGAACUUUGUGGAUUUUAAAAAUAAGCAGAAGUGUGAGGUAUUUUUGCUUUGACUAUUUUUGGUUUGCAUCUCAAACUUUACAUUUUGCUGAAGACAUUUUUAAAGAAGACUACACUCAACUACAACUCUGAUUAUAGCACACCACUGAACAGACUAUGAAUGUGCUAUCAAACCCAGUGAUCAGGGCCCAGGAGCAGUCUCUACCUCUCUGUGGCCCCGGGUCUGUCCAGGACUUACCCCACUGCCCUCCAGGGUUCAACCUGAGCUCUCGUCUAAACCCAGCACCCAUGCUUGGCCUCCAGAGUGGCCAAAGACCAACCAAACCUCAGAGGGAGCUGAGCCCUGAGGAGCAGCAGGAGCUCAGAAGGAAGAUCAAUAGCAGGGAGAGGAAGCGGAUGCAGGACUUGAACAUUGCCAUGGAUGCCCUCAGGGAGGUCAUGGUGCCGUACGGCUCCUCGCCAUCUUCUGCCUCCUCCUCUCAGUCCCACCAGCCUGGAGCUCCUCCAGGCCGCAGGCUCUCUAAGAUCUCCACCCUGGUUCUGGCCAGGAACUACAUCCUCCUCCUGGGUUCGUCUCUGCAGGAGAUGCGGCGGCUGCUGGGAGAGGUAAGCGUCGGGAUGGGGGUGAACACAGGACCGGUCCCCCGGCUGCUGCUCGCUGGAGGGUGGCCCCUCAUCUCUGGCCCCAGUCAGCUCCUCCUCACCCAGGAGUCCCUCCUCACCACAGCAGCGUCCUCCUCUUCUUCCACUUCAUCGUCCUCUGCUGCUAAAUGUCCCCUGUUGUCUCCGGGUCCCAUGGAGGCCUCACUGGCCCCUGUGCAGUGGAGCUCUGCAGGGGCCUCAGGAGGGCCCGUGUGCCCCUGUGGAGUCUGCAGACUGCCCAGAUUUAGCCACUCCACUUCCGCUCCAAGAUUCCCAAAAUGACUUCCUGAAGUUGAAGUUUAAGAACGGACUUGAUGACUGUUACAUGUAUGCAAAUUCUUUUUAUAUGAAUUGUU
This is a messenger RNA of Perca flavescens (yellow perch), 1104 nucleotides long. It is a transcript of the gene olig1, whose product is annotated as oligodendrocyte transcription factor 1. NCBI's taxonomy places the organism in Eukaryota, Metazoa, Chordata, Actinopteri, Perciformes, Percidae. Gene Ontology annotation, cellular component: nucleus. Gene Ontology annotation, biological process: sensory organ development; axon development; positive regulation of transcription by RNA polymerase II. Gene Ontology annotation, molecular function: E-box binding; DNA-binding transcription factor activity, RNA polymerase II-specific; protein dimerization activity. The coding region runs from base 263 to 1030 and encodes 255 amino acids. The record is from RefSeq and is a predicted model, not a curated record. The transcript has a single exon.